AGUACGUACCGGUACCGCUUUUCGACGUCGAUUUAAGUAAACACCCACAACGACGUCGGCUUCAGAAGAAGGGUGUUUAUAUGUCCUGGAGCUGGAGGAGUGGAGCAGAAUAUCUUUGGAAAAAUCAAAAUCUAUUAUCACUCAUCUCUGAAGAUUUAGUGGACAAUGGUAAAAUUUCGCAAAGGCGGCGCAACAGACGCAGGAACCACCGAGAAUGACUCCCCCUCCAGGGGCAGCAUUGGAGGAAACAGUAUGGAUGAAGUAGACUUGGGCUGGGGUGGAGGUCUAGGAUCCCUUUCCCGUGAUGGUCCGCUUGGGAAAGGCUUUGGGUCCUUUGACGGGCAAGCUGAAGCUUCGGCUAGAGGAGAAUGUGAAGAUGAAUUCACAGUAGAGCAAGCUGUUGAAGCUAUAGGAUUUGGAUGGUAUCAAAUUAGGAUAUCAGCUCUGACAGGAUUCUGUUGGAUGGCUGAUGCGAUGGAGAUGAUGAUAUUAUCUAUCCUGUCACCUAUUUUGAGAUGUGAAUGGAGAUUAAGUUCAUGGCAGGAAGCCCUUAUCACAACCGUUGUAUUCAUUGGUAUGUUCAUCAGCUCCACCAUCUGGGGUAUGAUCUGUGACAAAUUUGGGAGAAGAUCGGGUCUCAUCAUUGCCAGCGCCUGGAUCUUCUAUUUUGGAGUAGUGAGCAGUUUUGCCCCUACGUUCGGUUGGAUUCUUGUUAUGCGAGGCUUAGUUGGAGUCGGUGUUGGAGGAGUCCCCCAAUCGGUCACUCUAUAUUCUGAAUUUCUACCAUCCAAAGUCAGAGGAUUGUGUGUUACAUUUAUUGAGUUGUUUUGGGCUAUUGGUACAAUCUUUGAGGUGUGCUUGGCUCUUAUAGUCAUGCCCUCUCUUGGAUGGAAAUAUCUUCUCUUAUUCUCAUCAAUCCCUAUGCUCAUCUUCAUCUUAUUAUGCAAGUGGUUACCAGAGAGUGCAAGAUACCAGGUUGCAUGUGGUAAUCAGCAAAAAGCACAUGAAAUCCUCAAGAAUGUUGCUUUGGCAAACAACAAACCCAUGCCUCUGGGAAGACUACGAUGCGGAGAUGCGGAGAAACGUGGAUCAUACAGAGAUCUGUUCAGAACUAGAGAGUUAGGAAUAACAACAGGACUUUUACUCUUCAUAUGGUUUGCCAAUGCAUUCUCAUACUAUGGUCUGGUUCUGCUCAGUACAGAACUGUUUGCUUAUGGAGAUUCUUGCUCAGGUGCAGGAAAGACAGCGACUGAUGACAUGGGAUGCUUUGAUGAAUGUAAAACACUCACUACGGCCGAUUACGUUUCUCUCCUCUGGACUACGCUGGCUGAAUUACCCGGACUUGUGAUAACAUUCCUGAUCAUUGAGUUACUUGGACGUAAGAAGACCAUGGCUGUGGAAUUCCUCUGUUUUUCUCUCUUCACAUUCCUCAUAUUCAUGUGUACAUCAAGAACGGUGUUGACUAUUUUUCUCUUUGCUGCAAGAGCAUUUAUCUCAGGGUGUUUCCAGGCAGCCUAUGUAUAUACCCCAGAGGUCUAUCCAACCACCACUAGAGCAGUAGGUCUUGGUAGUUGCAGUGCUGCUGCAAGAAUAGGUGCUAUCAUUACCCCAUUUGUGGCACAGGUACUUCUUCCAGUCUCAAAGAACUUGACUGUAGGUGUGUAUGGGACCGUGUGUGUCUUUGGUGGAAUAGCAUGUCUUUUUCUUCCCAUAGAGACUAAAGGCAGAGCUAUGCAGUCAUCCAACCAAUAACCAGUCAGAAUCCUGAUGAAGCAUCACUCUUGGAAGACGAUCUUCAUGGAUUCUAUGUUAGAAAGAAAUUCACCAUCACAAACCUCUCUGUUAAAGCACCUCCUAACAUAAUCAGAGGCAAACUGGAUCUGAGAAGGUAAAAUACAUCACAAUAGCAUAGAAAAUAAACAAAUUGAAUCUGUUCUUGAUGCUAUUAUCUGAGUCAACCGCAAGAAUAAAGAGAAAGCAACUUCAAAUGAUAUAACAUUGGUGUAGACAUUUGACAUCAUGCUGUUUAGGUUGGUGGAUAAGACAGUUAAUCACAUCCCCACUGUACUAAAGGUAAAGCCUUCGCCAGUGAUCUUAAAUAGAAACUAAAGAAAUCAGACUACAAGUUGUGACUUGACUGUCCAGAGUCUACUCUAUAAGUACAACUGAAUUAGGCAGUAUGCAACAAUGUCAUGCUUGCUUUGAUAAAAAAAAAACAAAUCAAACAGCCAUUUUUAUCAUAGAGAGCUAUUAAAACAUUCCACUUCUGAUAUCACAAAAAUAUGUUUUCAGUACUGCUCAGCACCCGACAUUCCAGGGGCCUGUAACAGUACACAAAGGUUAGAGAUUGAUUGUAAAAUUGAUUUGUAUGCUUGAAUGUGCAUGGAAAUCAGUACAAUCAAGUGUUCAAAUCAGCCUAUGGUCAAGUGCUUAAAGCUGUGUGUUCAAAAACAUGAUAUUUAAUUCCAAAUGUUGUUGUGGAAGGUCCUAGAAAAAUGUGCACAUCGCCUUCCCGCACAAAAGCCAUUUGCGCAUACUGUUAACUGCACGAUAAAGGUCCUUUCGCAGGAAGGCGACGUGCAGUGCGUGCUAACGGCCUUUGUGCAGGAAGGCGAAGCCUUUGUGUGGGAAGGCAACAAUGUAGCUGUCUAACAGUGAUUUCCUUUAUUAACUGCAAAAAGCCACUUGCCCCUGUCAAAUUUCAUUGAGUAUUGCCAGUUUUGGUAGAUUAUGAAUUUAAUCAUAAUCUUUCUUUUAAUGUCAUUUGCAAGAGAACGAGUGACAGAGAGAGAGAGGGAAAGAGAAGGGAGAGAAAUGGUGAUGGAGGGAAGGAUGAAAACAAAAGAUUUUUGUAUGGCAAUUUUCCUUCUCACUACCAUUAUUUGUAUUUUUCCAAAGCUAUUCUCAGUUAGAUACUUGUAUGUGUUUUUAUUUCAUGUUUGCAAAUUGAAAAGGGGAUGUGAUGCUCUGUACUAUAGGUCACACAUGUACCAUAUGCAAUUUAACUUUUUCAAUUUUAUGUGUAACUGCCAUAGGGUGAAAUGAAAAUGAAUAUCUUGUAUUCUUUGAAUUGUAAUGGUAUUCAUGAAUUAAGUUUGGCAACUUUACAUCAGUAAGGAAAAUACUGAAAUACACAUUGACUGCAUGUAAUGAGAGGCUGCAAGAUUUGAUAUAUUUGGGGAAUUCAGAUAAUGAAAAUGGAUUUGUCAAUAAGUCCAGGGUAGCGCUAGUAUUAUAACCAAAUUAAAAGAUCUUCCUCUUGAAAAAGAAUGCUGAAGUUGAACAGAGGGUUAUUUGUAUGUCUCCAUAUCUGAAUUUUAUUUUCACUUAUCAAGUGAAAAAGAAAAGAAAAUAGGUACUGAAUGUUAGCUGUAAAUGUACUUUAGAUCAAUUCAAAUAUUAUUGAAAUACUCAUGAAAAAAUAUAUUUUGUCUCAUAGAAAUGAAAAAUGAAUUAUUACAGAUCAACAUAUACGAUUUCAAAUUGAUAUAAAGAGUAUGUUAAUUAAGCAUGAUUCAUUUGACACAUUUCACACACUUGAAUGUAUUUAUCCAAAGCAAGAAAAGGCAAUAAUAUGUAAAUGUAUGUUAGUGAAUGGUGAGCUUUCAGUAGAAUGGUGUUUCUAGUAGUACUAAUGUUCGGUGUGUGUUUUGAUAGUAUGUGGAUCUAGUAUGUAUAUUUUAGCACCAAAUGGUCUAUGUUUAUACAAUAAAUGAGAAUUAUGAGAUCUAUGUUUUGCUUAUAUGUAUUACCAAAAAUAUAUGAAUGUAAUCAAAAGUUGUUUAUAUGACAAACUGGGCUGUUAUUCUUUGUCAUGGGUAGCCAAGAUAUGCUACUGUGUAUUGACAACUAUUGAGCUUUAAAGCGACCUUCCAUUGACAAAUCAUUGGGAAAUCAAGGCCAAGGCUACUCUCAGAACAGAGAAGGGAUUUAAGCCUCUCAGUCGGCUGCAUGCCUGGGGGUGUUAUGUAAUAGACGCCGGCAUAUCUGGGAGGUCUAAUAUAGGAGAGCAAUAGUUAGUAGAAUAACCAACCAGAAAUAAACUGCGUGUUUGCACUAUGAAACAUGUAACUUCACAGAAGUUAUUUAUUUUUGUUUAGCAAUCAAGAGACCUGCUAAGAGUCUAGGAAUUGGGAUUGUUGGAAACUAGAACUGCGACGACCCAAAGUAAAUAACGAUCACGAGUUCGGAACAAAUUUGUGCUGUCCGAACUUUUAUCGCAUCAGUCCGACAGGUUCAUGACGGACGGAUCAUGUUAUGCAAAUCAAUUGGCCCUUUGCAAAUUUCAUAUUGAUUCGAUUUCCCCAUGAUUUGUCAAUGACAGGCCGCUUUAAUAGCAGUGUCAUAGCUUGCAGGCCAAGUAGACGCAUUCUACUUUUAUGGGUAAAAGAAUAAAAAUAUGGGGAUAAGUAGGAGCCAAAUAGGCUACUGGAGUCAAAAUUUGAAGGAGCAGUUUUGAGAGCUAUCCUCCAGCUUCAGAUGUUGAGAUGUGCAUUGAUCUGAUGCUUGCUCCUGGCAUCAGAGAGGCAUGACCUGAAACUGGAUAAGGCCUCUGGUAUCAUUCACAAGAUAAUUUCAAUGAAUGACCAUUUUAUGGUACCUUUUACUUCAU
Lytechinus variegatus (green sea urchin) is the source of this 4612-nucleotide messenger RNA. It is a transcript of the gene svop, whose product is annotated as synaptic vesicle 2-related protein-like. Gene Ontology annotation, molecular function: transmembrane transporter activity. The record is from RefSeq and is a predicted model, not a curated record. Bases 166 to 1752 code for a protein of 528 amino acids. Lineage: Eukaryota; Metazoa; Echinodermata; Echinoidea; Temnopleuroida; Toxopneustidae. Gene Ontology annotation, biological process: transmembrane transport. The transcript is spliced from 16 exons. Gene Ontology annotation, cellular component: membrane.